This is a messenger RNA of Lachancea dasiensis, 327 nucleotides long. The record is from the annotation of a GenBank genome assembly. NCBI's taxonomy places the organism in Eukaryota, Fungi, Ascomycota, Saccharomycetes, Saccharomycetales, Saccharomycetaceae.
AUGUCAGAAUUGAUAGAUCGCCCUCGUUCGGAAUUGACACAAGAUGAGCUUCAGCAGCUGGAAGAGUUUGAAUUCAAGCAUGGCCCUAUGUCGUUGAUAAAUGAUGCAAUGGUAUCUAAAAUACCUGUUAUAAUAUCACUAAGAAAUAAUCACAAGAUUAUAGCACGUAUAAAGGCGUUUGACAGGCACUGUAAUAUGGUGCUGGAAAAUGUCAAGGAACUGUGGACUGAAAAGCAAAAUAAAAAGACGGUAAACAGGGAGCGAUUCAUCAGUAAACUAUUUUUAAGAGGAGACUCUAUUAUCAUUGUUCUUCGGGCGCCUAUGUAA